Messenger RNA from Impatiens glandulifera, 1893 nucleotides. RefSeq lists its product as uncharacterized. NCBI's taxonomy places the organism in Eukaryota, Viridiplantae, Streptophyta, Magnoliopsida, Ericales, Balsaminaceae. The record is from RefSeq and is a predicted model, not a curated record. The coding region runs from base 1 to 1893 and encodes 630 amino acids. The transcript is spliced from 2 exons.
AUGGUGGAUCCGGCUUCCGCCCGGUCAUGGGGAUAUGCCAUCCCACUUGGGAAAAUUAUGCUCCACUACAACAUCAACACCGGUCCAGGUGUGAUUCUUCCUUCAAGCAAAAUUAUAAGGUCCCGCCAAUUCAAGGAAAGGAAGAACAACAGGACGGCCUCCGACUCUACGGGUGCCCGAAGGAAGAAGGUAGACGCUAAGAAGGCAUCUCCGGUAAAAGAGAAAUCCGGAAGCAAGCAAAACAAACAAUCGGUCGAAUCUGCUGAUCCGCGGUUCGAAACGCCCAAUGAGGAAGACUCGGCCUCCACUACUAACCGAACCGCUUCACAGAAUACCGAAGAAGAUCUAUCCGGUAAAGGGAAAGGACCGAUGGUCGAGGUACAAUCGGCCAGUCUUGAAAAUGCCGAUACCGGUAUAGACGGCCUUGGGGAAGAAGAUGUUCACACUAACGACGAUACCCAGGAGAUGGCCGAGAAUAUCGUGAGCAGAAUCAUGGACAAAUCCACCAGCAAGCUCGCGAGGCGUCCGAAGUAUUUUGUCAAUGGUUCCGGCACCGACAUCAAUUAUUCUACAAACAAAUGCUACUGGGAAAGAGAGCUGACCGAUGAAGUGGCGCGGCUUGAAGCAGAGCCCGAACAUCAAGAUACACCGAACCCACCAUCACCUAGGGAUGAUGGUGGUCAGAACCCGAUCGAUAAAGAGAUAGCCUCUCCUCCAGCGGAUCAGACGAUCAACAUAACCGACGACAGGACAGAGCCUCCUCUCACCGACCUACGCGCAUCUGCUCAAACCGGGAAUUUAGAAUCGGCCGUAACAGAAGAGAGGGUCAAGACUCUCAUUGAAGAGUUUGUCAACGACGCGGUUAAGCCCUGGAAGAGGAAAAUUAAGAAAGCCGCGGUUCAAGCAAUCAAGAUAACCGAGACAACAAAGGAUGAUCUUGGCGAGGCGGUCAAGCGGAUCACGUCGGUCGAAACCAACUACAGUAAUACGGAUCAGUUAUACGGAAGUCAUCUAGAUCGAACCAAAGACUUGGAGGAUAUGACUCCGAAGUUGGUGGAUGACCUCGAUUCGGUUAGCAAAACGGUCGCUGAGAUGGAACGGUCUCAGGAAACGACCGGUCAAAGAUUGACAAAGGUCGAGGAGGACCUAGCGCAAUCAGUUGCCCAUGCCGGCUCGACACUUGACAGGGUAAUAAUUCUUGAAAACAAGAAUGCGACCCUUGAGGAAAAGAACACAAAGCUUGAGGCCGAUCUCAAGGCGGUCACCGAACAGGUGGGAGAAUUAAUAGAGGCAAGCUGGCUGCCGAUAAAGCGAUUGAGGAGGCGAACGCUCAGGCGGCUAAUGAACUUCAGGAUGCGCUGGAUGAGCAGAACCGGACACAAAGAGGAAGCAUGGUCUGAUGCGAACAUAACCGAACAUAUGCGAAAGUUAGCUGCCAAAAAUUCGGAAAUCGCAAAGACCAUGGCGGCCAAACAAGCCGAAGAUGCUAACCGGCUAAAGGCUCAACAAGAAACCUACAAAAAUUUCGAAAAAUCUCACAAGAAGUCCCAGGCGGCUCCUUCCUCUUCCGAUCCGGCCACACGUAAAAGGAAAGCGACUUCGAAAAAGGCGCAAAUGACCGGACUAUUAGCCAGUGUCACCGAAACAGUUGUUGACCCUCCAACCAACCCGGCUCUGCAAACCGAGGAUGAUUUCGAAGAAGAUGUCCAGCCACCACUCAGAAGGCAGCGGGUUUUAAAUGCGGUCCCAAUCAGAGCCAUGGGUCAACAAUUUUCUCCCCCAACCGGUACUUCGGGCGUUCAAGGCCCCUCUUCAAGACCGGUUCAAGAGAACAAGGAACACUCAGACGAUGAAUUGCUGGAUCAAUUCCUACCAUCUAGAGCAACGAAAUAG